UCCAGCCUCUGCAUUUAUGAGUUAACCACGCUUUCCAGAAGUUGCUGCUCAAGUUUGUAAAUUCCUUUCGGUGGCUAGCAGCUCUCCCCAGACCCUCAAUCUCCUCCUCCUCCAUCCCUUCCUUCCCUUUUUUUGGCCAAAUAAAACCGGAUCUGGGCCAGGAGAAAGGAGGAGGAGUAGCGAGAGGAGGGGGAGGGAGGUCGGAGACGAAGAGGUUGAGAGGUGAGGGGGGGAGUGGUGGUUACGCGCACCAUUCAUGGACUCGGGCUGGGACCGGUGGUCCUUGCUCCACGGCUCCUAGUCCGGCGGGCAAGUUGCUCAAGGCGCUGGGGCCGGGAGCCUAGCCCUCGCAGCCACUGCGCCUUCGGAGCGCCAUGGAGAACGCGGAGACCCGAGGCAGUCGGCAGGAGCGAUUCCCAGACAAAGAUCCCCGGCUCACCCCCUUGUUCGCAGAUCAGGGGCAGCCGCAGCAGCCUCUGAUGAUGGUGCUGGAGCCCAGGGGGACCGACGGACACAGGCUAGUGGAAGUGUUAUUGACUGGGGGGGCUCCCUGGGGAUUCACCUUGAAAGGAGGGAAAGAACACGGGGAACCUCUCAUCAUUACUAAGAUUGAAGAAGGAAGUAAAGCUGCAGCCGUUGAUCAGUUACUAGCUGGAGAUGAGAUUGUGGGCAUCAAUGACAUAGGCCUCUCUGGAUUUAGACAGGAGGCAAUUUGCUUGGUGAAAGGUUCACAUAAGACCCUAAAGCUAGUAGUAAAAAGGAGGAAUGAUGUAGGCUGUAGGCCUCAUUCUUGGCAUGCCACCAAAUUCACAGAGAGCCAUCCUGAGACUGUUUCCUCCCAGCCCAGUGUCUGCACUUGGCAUUCUCGGUACCAUGCAAGCUCUUCGUCCCAUGACCUAUCAAGUUCAUGGGAUCAGACAAACCUGCAUCGCACUUCUGACCAGUUCAGUUCCCUGGGGAGUAUGGACAGCUUGGACCACCCUUCCCAGCCAUACUCCUAUGGACGACUUUCUGCCGCAAAGUCCAACAGCAGCAUUGACCACCUAGGCAAUCCAAACAAGCGUGAUUCUGCCUAUGGCUCAUUUUCUACCACCUCUAGCACCCCUGACCAUACUUUGUCUAAGGCUGAUGCCUCUUCUACAGAGAACAUGCUGUAUAAGGUAGGCCUGUGGGAUUCAGGAAAGCCAGGAAUUAGCAAACAAAUCCAGUCCUUCAGUGAUAAUACUCAAAGUCUAGAAGAGAGACUUGGAUGUUUGCCAUCUGCUUUCCAGUAUGAAAAUAACAGAAGCCCUAGAUUGGAAGAAAGUACUGAUCCCAAGCUUGUUAGUUCUGGAAGGUCUAGUUUUGGGCCUGUUUGGUAUGUCCCUGAGAAGAAAAAAGCAUCUUCUUCCCCACCACCCCCACCUCCACCUCUCCGUAGUGACAGUUUUGCGGCUACCAAAAGUCAUGAGAAAGCCCAGAGUCCUGCAUACUCAGAGAUGGCCGGCACCCAGCACUUUACAGUUCUCAAUCGAUCUCAGCCAAGGAGUGAGUGGAGGUCAGAAACUGCAGAUCAGCAGCGAAGAAUGAUACGAGUAAGUGAUGGGAAAAGGACAAGUAAUGCCACCUAUAAACCUGAUCUCAACUUGGACUAUAAUUGGCCAUCCUCUGAUGAUAGAUAUAGCAACAACCCAGGGAGUAAUAAUAACAGACUACAGUCUUCUUUGUCCAGCACGGAUGUUCGUUUUGCACAGCCUGCUUAUGGUUAUCACCACCAGCGCCAAUAUAGUGAUGAAAGCACUUUUUUUCACAGUUCCAGGGCAGCCAGUUCAUCAAAGGAACAGCGACAUUUGGCUCAUUAUGUUGGCCACCAAGAGCUGCCUGCUGACCACAUUCAGACCUAUAAUCCUGCCCAAGUUAGGCUACUGAGUACCCCUGCUUCCAUUGAUAGUGCUGCUGACCAGAAGAUUGAGAACACUGGACAGUCUCGUUACUACUGUAUAACAAAAAAACAACCAGCUCAGGGAAGCAACCAACCACAGCUCCUCAAAGAUGAAUAUUGGAAUUCUGGGACUGGGACUGAUGUGCCUUUUGGAACACAUGAAAAUCUUGCCAUAAACAUAAACAUGGUGGGCCCAAAACCCAAAUGCCACCUACCUCACUGUGACGAGUCUUCUAUGGAUUUCAAUGAAAGGAAUAAUUCUUACUCAAUGGAUAGAGGAGGAGAUGGCUGGCCCACUGGUGACGAUGACUCUCAGAAAUCCAGCCACGUUGAAAAAUCCAAUCAAAAGAGAGUUGUGGAAGACUUUAAGUGGGGUGAAGAAGAAAGUAGUAAAAUCUCUCCACAGAAGACCCCCAUGUUACAUUCCUUAGCUCAAGAAGGGAAAAAUAGGUCUGAAAACAGUCAAGAAACUAGUAUAGAGAAACCACUACCAUUUGAUGCACAGGUAGGUAAACCAGCACGAAGGAGUGACCGAUUUGCAACAACCCUAAGAAAUGAGAUUCAGUUAAGACGAGCAAAACUCCAGAAAAGCCGAAGCACAGCUACUUUGACCGGGACAAACGAAGAAGAAGAAUAUGCUGCCGGCUGGAAAACAGAGGCCAGUGAGAAUUUCAAUAAAACCUCGGAGGGAUCUUUCAAUAAUACCUAUAAGGACCACUUAAAAGAAGCCCAAGCCCGAGUUCUGAGAGCUACUUCUUUUAAACGGCGAGACUUAGAGCCCAGCUCUGCUGACCAUUACCCAAGGUCAUCACCUGAACAAAAGGCCAACGGAUAUAGUUCUUCCUCUUUGUUGACAUUAGAUUCUGAUAGUGCUUCCCAUUUCUUUGAUGUAAGUCAGACCAAGGCAUCCACGUCUGGGAAUGGUAUGCAGCAUGUGUCCCGCAUUGGAGGCAGAAAGAGAUUCACAGCAGAACAAAAGCUGAAGUCUUACUCUGAACCAGAGAAAAUUAAUGAGGUGGGAAUUUCAGGAGAUUACCAUCAUUCCCACCAGUAUCCCAGCACAUCAGGGGAAGCCAUGGGCUCUUUUGCUGAUCGGUGGAAGUUUUUUGAGGAAACAAGUAAGCCUUCCCAUCAUAGGCCCACCCAAAGACAAGCCAUUUAUGGCUUGCCAAAAGAGCAGACUGAGAGACCAGGUAGAAAAACUUAUGGACAUGGUGGAGGAGAACAGUGGUAUCAAAAAAGGACACGGACUUCUUCUUUUGGAGAGAACUUGAACUACACCAGCAGUAAAGUUGACAGGGUGGGGAAAUCUGAGCAACCUCAGAGACUGGGAACCUUUGCAGAGUAUCAAGCUUCCUGGAAAGAACAAAGAAAGCCCUUAGAAGCAAGGAGUUCUGGGAGAUAUCAUUCAGCUGAUGAUAUACUGGAUGCUAGUCUUGAGCAACACGAGAAACCCCAGUAUAUACAUGAAAGAUCCAGGUCAUCACCAUCUACUGAACAUUAUAAACAGGAACCCUCUGCUGGAGUGAGAAGGCAAGCUGAUGAUUCUGGAGAAGAUAGGAAUUAUAUUCACUCUAAAAUCAGUACUGAUGAGGGGAAUUCCACUCUGAGCUUCUUUUCUAAGCUCACUGUGUCUCUUCAGCCUCCUCUAAGCAAAGAGCAAACCUGCGUUCUUUCAGGGUCUCAGAGGCCAGCAGAUACAGAACAUCGGGGAGAAAGUCCAGGAGAAAAAAGAGAUCCAUUGGAUGAAAAUCUAAGCAGCAAAUCGAAAUCCACCGAGCCAACUCACACUAGAGAGCCUCUAGUUUCACCACAAGAGAGCCGAGGCAGGUCUGGGACAUUGCCUAGUGAUUAUAGAUAUUCAGAAGAAAACAAAAAGGAAGAGACCCAGUAUCCUGACGUGCCCCCUCAAACCUGUUCUGAACUUCACGCUAAGAACGACGGUGUCAAUCCCUCCUCGAAAGGCAGAGAGGAAGACUCCCGGUGGAUAGAUUUGACAUCAUUCAGCAAAAGACGGGGGCCAGCACCUCAAAGGCCGCCCCCACCCAAACGAGACGCCAGUAAAUACAGACGUCAGGACUGCACCCCGUCCUCUGUUGGGAGCUCUUCUGAAUACCUGCUAGAGGUACCCAGCAGGCCUGUUCAGUCUCAAUCCCCUAAUUCUCCUGAUGUGUAUGUGAAUCCUUCCACCCUUCCCCAGAGCCCUUCUGCAUUUGGUGAAAAGCUCAAUAGCGCUCAGCCACAGGAUUCUAGGCAGCCUGCUUCUGCAGAGAAUGACUGUCAGCACUUAAAUGAAGAAACAUCAAAUCUUAAGCCCGAAGCUGUUUUGUCUUCAAAAUACCAUCAUCUUCCAAAAUCUGGAAUGGAAUCGUCUCGGUCUCCUUCCCCUCAAUUUGCUCCACAAAAACUGACUGAUAAACCUCCGUUGCUAGUCCAGGAUGAGAACUCAGCAAGAAUUGAGAGGGUCAUAGAUAACAACACUACGGUGAAGAUGGUCCCUAUCAAAAUUGUCCACUCUGAAAGCCAUGCAGAGAAGGAGAGUCGACAGAACCUUGUAAGCACCAUGGAACCUCCUGCUUUGCCCAGUGGCUUGGAAAAAGACCAAAUCAAGACACUAAGCACCUCUGAGCAGUCCUACUCACGCUUCUGCGCCUAUACCAGGCAGGGUGUGGAGCCUGAGGCUGAGAAUAAAACCAGAGUGUCUGACUCAGAACCAACUGAAGCCUUGGGGUACAACUUGAAAGACAGCGAUGUAUCCACCCCAGUUGUCAGCUACAUGAAGGCCAAAGAGAAGACACUGGAAGACUUGAAGUCAGAGGAACUAGCCAGGGAAAUUGUAGGAAAGGAUAAAUCCUUGGCAGAUAUUCUGGAUCCCAAUGCAAAAAUAAAAACCACCAUGGACCUGAUGGAGGGAAUCUUCCCUAAAGAUGAACAUCUCUUAGAAGAGGCUCAGCAACGUAGAAAGCUGCUUCCAAAGGUCCCUUCUCCCAAAAUUACAGACGAAAAGAAAGAAGAACAGAGCGCACCAUCUGCCAUCUCCCUGACAACCAAUUCCACUUACUACAGUACAUCUGCACCCAAGGCCGAGCUUCUGAUUAAAAUGAAGGACAUGCAGGAGCAGCAGCAGCAACAACAGCAGAUUGCAGAGGAUUCUGAAGAUGAGCUCGACCAUGACCUGUCAGAGAAGAAGGAGCUCAUUGACAGCAUCAGCCGAAAGCUGAAGGUGCUACGGGAAGCCCGGGAGACACUCCUAGAGGAUAUCCAAAAUAACAAUGCUCUAGGGGAUGAGGUGGAAGCCAUCGUGAAAGAUGUCUGCAAACCAAAUGAAUUUGACAAGUUCAGGAUGUUCAUUGGAGACCUUGACAAAGUGGUCAAUCUCCUGUUGUCCUUGUCUGGAAGACUAGCCCGGGUGGAAAAUGCCCUGAAUAACUUGGAUGAAAAUACAUCACCUGAGGAACAGCGAACGCUCCUUGAGAAGCAAAAACUGCUCACGCGCCAGCAUGAAGAUGCAAAAGAGCUCAAAGAAAACCUGGACCGCCGGGAGCGCAUCGUUUUUGACAUUCUGGCCAGCUACCUGAGCGGGGAAAGCCUGGCUGACUAUGAGCACUUCGUGAAGAUGAAGUCAGCCCUCAUCAUUGAGCAGCGGGAACUAGAAGAUAAAAUCAAGCUGGGUGAGGAGCAGCUGAAGUGUUUGACUGAGAGCCUCCCACCCGAACGGGUCAAGUAAGAGGAGAAAUGUCCUGCUGGAGGGCUGGAGCAGGAGUUUUCAGGCCCAGUUUCUGAGCGUGCAAAGUUGGGGGAGGAACCCAGCUUAUAUUUAUGCCCUGUGGAAAGAGUCCUAAAUACAUUUAUAGAGAGAGCAGAAUUGCUAUCUUACAAGAGCAAUAACUUCCUCAUUUGUUUCGUUUGGAUGAUGUAUUUAAUUUGUUUUAGUUUGUUCUCAUUGCUGAGCUCAAUGGCUCAUCUUAUGCUUCCUUCUUUAGAAAUGACUGCAAAUGAAACUAGAAAAGUUUAAGCUUCAAAUUCAGUGUGUUGUGAAGUCUAUUCCAGUAGUGCAUGCAGAUAAUUUUUUUUAAUGAAAUAGCUACUGUUUCUCCUGUCUUCAGAUGCUGUACGGAUUGUUGAUGAACCCAACUUUAAUGAGUAUGUGGACAGCGUGCAGCCUUAUAAGGAAAUGAGACAUAUCAGGGGGAGAAAACUCUGGUGUAGACCUCUAAUAAUUCAUCCAGGGAGCAGGGCUGCAUUUUCAUAUCUGUUCCACCUCAUUUAACUUUAUAAGCAUUAACUUAUCAUAUCAUAUAAUGAUGUUAUCUGGUCCUAGCAGAUGAUAAUAAUUUAUUAACACUUUGGAAAGGUGAAUGGUUUGUUAGUGGUUUAGAACCAGUUGUGAAAUUGAUUCCCUAAACUGUUGGCUCAGGCCUCCUGAGAAUGAAAUACCACUUAAGGAAAUAGUGUGCAUGCCUUCUCUCCUUGCCACUGCCAUGCCCCUCCAUCCCCCCCCAACCCCAUCCAAAUGAUGUUUCCUUGAAGACUAAGUUCAUUACUUUUUAAAAUGUCCCGUCCCCGAAGUAGCGUGGCCAUUAGGGUUAACGAGUUGGUGUUUCACCAGAACAUCUUAAUAUAGUCUGUAUUUUCUUUUCCCCUACACCACAGUCGUUUUGUGUGCAUAGUCACUAAAAUAAUGACACUCAAUGCUGCUUACCUCCUUUGAUAUGCUUAAAUGGGUCACCAAAGCUUUUUGGGGACACAUUUCAUUCCAUUGUUUGUCUCACCCUACUUUUAGCAACCACCCAAAAUGUAUAAUUGCUGUUCAAAAUCUUUUCAUAACUGUUUUCUAAAAGUUUGUAUCCUUUUUUUACUCACUGAAAAACAAAAUUCCAACAUAAGAAAAGGCUGUUGUCAUGUUUCCAGUAGCCUAGUUAUUUUCACAGAAGAUAAUUUUAAAGUGAUGUGCUUCCACAAAAAUCAUUUUCUAGUUCAAUGUACAUUUCAAGGCAAGAGGAACCUUGUACAACUUCAUAUUUUAGAUUAUAAUGGGACGAUUGUUAAAGGAUCAUUUUAAUACUUUUUUAAUUGUUCUAUUUCUACAGAAUGUUUUCCCAAUUAGGUAGGCCAACCUUCCUUUCAGCAUCCAUCAGAAGAACUGCACAUACACACCCACUCUCACACACACACACACACAAACUUUUAAAAGAACAGUGACAAAACACACUAAAUUAGCUGAUACGGAAAUCAGUUCUUAACACAACUUCAACAUCUAUACUUCUUUCUUUUGUCAAUUUUAAUGUGUAACUUCCCAAAGUAUGAAGUUACCAACGAGGAGAUUUUUUUUUUUUUACAGUGUCAGAGGAAAAUACACACACAUACGUAAUAUGUACACACAUACAUAUGUAUAUACAUAAAUAUGUACAAACCGAAAUAGUUGCACACAUAUAUGAGCAGGCAGUCUGCAUCAUUGGAGGAACCUUCCAAAUUGAUGAGAUCAUAGAUCCAUAUGAGUACACGCAUACACAUAUACAUGUGCGUAUCCAUAUAGAAGCCAGUCUUUCUACUGUAACGUAGAUCAUUUUUUCAAAGUUUUUAUUCCUAUUAAGUUAAACUCCUUCUUCAGUUUGAAAGCCCUUAUACUUCUAAUGAAGUAAUCUCCCUUCUGCCCAGAAGUCAUUUGCUGCUAUAACAAGUAAUGUCAGGGCAAAUGAUAUAUUUUGUCCUUGAUUGCCACCUCUUCCAAUUGUAGCUAAGCUAACUUAAAGAAUUUCAGUGUGCUUUUAAAAAAAAAAUUAGACAAAGAUAGGACGUUCUCCCUUUUAUCUGUAAUUCCCUGUCCCCUUGCCUGUCCCCUACCCUUUGAGGAAAUUCAGUGUACUGAGCAUGUUGCUGAUUUUGUUACUGAAAGAUCCAUGAUUUUAUCACCUUUCGGUGAUGCCGAGUACAGUAUAGUAUUGUGAUUGUUUUGAUGAUAAAUGUAUGUGUAAUGUGAAUAAUAUAAUUUGUGUCUGUAUCUAAUGCUUUGAUUUAGGUGUUUCUCUCACACAUAGCAAUACCGAGUGCUCUCCUGUCGUCUGGCGAAGCAGCAUCUUGUUCAUCACUGCCCCAACCCAUUUCCUGUUUUACCUCUUCUUAAAUGUUUGGUUAGAAGGGACCCAAAGAUUCUUGUGUCUCCAUGUACAUAAGUUUGUAAAUAGCUAUAUUAUUGCUUAAGAAAAAUCUGGUGCUAAUGUUUUGCCUCUGGCAUUUCUUAGGUGAUGGCUAAUUCUUCACCUUAUGUUAUAGCUCCAUUGUAGACUUCAUUGUAUAGUGAGAUUUCCGUCCUGGUUCCUGGCUGCAGCUUGGAUUCUGCAGUCUUUAGUGGAAAAAAUGUGUACAGAUUUCAUGCUUGACACUUAACACUUACCUAUUGGCAAAUUACACUGCUUGACUUAAAGGAAAUAAAUAGUGUCUAUUUCAAUGUA
Messenger RNA from Dromiciops gliroides (monito del monte), 8373 nucleotides. RefSeq names its product shroom family member 2 (gene SHROOM2). Gene Ontology annotation, cellular component: apical plasma membrane; cortical actin cytoskeleton; apical junction complex. The record is from RefSeq and is a predicted model, not a curated record. Gene Ontology annotation, biological process: actin filament organization. The coding region runs from base 375 to 5648 and encodes 1757 amino acids. Gene Ontology annotation, molecular function: actin filament binding. Lineage: Eukaryota; Metazoa; Chordata; Mammalia; Microbiotheria; Microbiotheriidae. The transcript has 11 exons.